Molecule: messenger RNA, 342 nt
Organism: Fusarium keratoplasticum
Lineage: Eukaryota; Fungi; Ascomycota; Sordariomycetes; Hypocreales; Nectriaceae
Exons: 1
Coding region: 1-342 (113 amino acids)
Source: RefSeq, a predicted model, not a curated record
AUGGCCUGCGGCCACACCUUUACAAACUACGCCACAACCUGCUGCACCGCGUCCGCCUCGCGGCCUUGCACCCCCGACGUCAAGGUUCAGUACCUCGACGACACGUGCGCGGCAUGUGAUCCCGAAGCCCGGCGCCGCCGCGUGAGACUGGACUACGAGUCCCGUCACGCCGAGCUCAUGGCGCUCUACAUUGCGGCCAAGCGGUCGGGCGACGGGGACGCCAUGGCCCGGGUCGAGCAGCUCGUCAUGGAGAACGCAAGGACCACCAUGGAGCGCAACUUUGAGAUCAGCCCUUCGAGGAGGGACGAGAGCGUCAUGUGGUGGGAGAUGGACAGUGAAUGA